AUGAAAACACGUUCGUCUCUCGAUGUAGCGAAAAAAGCAGCUGCAUAUGCGGCUGGUAAACAGCAUGUGACAAGUGGAUGCACAGUUGGUGUUGGUAGUGGCACAACAGCAAAGUUUUUCGUUGAAUAUCUAGCAGAGCAAGUAGGGAAUGGUAGUUUGAAGGAUAUUGCUUGUGUACCUUCGUCGUUUUCUACACGUAAAUGGCUUAUUGAUGCUGGUCUGCAAGUAACUGAUCUAGAAAAUACACCAGAUCUGGACUUAUGUAUUGAUGGGGCUGAUGAAGUUGAUGCUAAUUUAAAUUGUAUUAAGGGUGGCGGUGGAUGCUUAACUCAAGAAAAAAUUGUGCAAACAAGUGCCAAAAAGUUCUAUAUUAUUGCCGAUGUUAGUAAGCAGUCCAAAAUAUUGGGUGAUAAGAAUUUUCCUAUUCCAAUCGAAGUUAUCCCAUUUGGAUAUGCUUCAGUAAUGAGGUGGAUAAAACUUCAAGAGGGUGGAGAACUGGAACUAAGAACAAAUAGUAAGGAAAAACUGGGUCCUGUUAUUACAGAUAACAAUAAUUUCAUUUUGGAUUGGAACUUUCCAAAAAAUAGAUAUAUUACAACGACGGAUCUGGCAGCUUUGCAUAUGCGUUUGAUUUCAUUACCAGGUGUAGUUGAAACAGGCUUGUUUGUUGGAGUAGCAGAAAAAGCUUACUUUGCUGCCCCAGAUGGCAGUGUCACAGAAGUAAGAUCAGAUCACAUGAAAAUUAGAUUACAAUGA
Messenger RNA from Thelazia callipaeda (thelaziosis nematode), 756 nucleotides. The record is from the annotation of a GenBank genome assembly. NCBI's taxonomy places the organism in Eukaryota, Metazoa, Nematoda, Chromadorea, Rhabditida, Thelaziidae.